CGUGAUACAUUGUUUCUUCCCGCCCACUCACACAAGAGUCGGAGACGGAGUGGCUGAAGUGCUGUAUAGGCUGAGACUGAGCAUGCGCAGUGACACGUGAAGGCAUUUAAAUGUUUUGCAGCUCCACAGAUAUUGCAGCUUCGCUCAGAGGCUCUUCAAGCGUAAACCACUGUAAACACACGUAACGACUGCUUUUCUCUAUCCAGCAUGAUCUGCUGGACUCUCUCCACGCUCCUGGCGGGGGUGGUCGCCCUCUGGGUCUGGCAGAGGAUGUUCUACCCCUACUUUUGGAUCGACUUGAUUUAUUAUUUAAAGCUGCAGAUGGUGGGGAAGGCGACCAUGUCGAGGAUGAGACGGGGGGUUAUCACUUACCUCGACCGUUUCCUCCUGCAGGCGGGGAAGACGCCCGAGAAGCCCUUCAUAGUGUUUGAGGAGCAGGUCUUCACCUACAGGGACGUGGACGUGCGGAGCAACAAGUUUGCCAGCGUGUUCAGGACUGAGGCGGGUUUUAAACACGGGGAUAUUGUGGCGGUGUGGAUGAGCAACGAGCCGGACUUUCUGUGCGUCUGGUUCGGGCUCUGCAAGCUGGGCUGCGAGGUCGCUUUCCUCAACUCCAACAUAAAACCCAAAGCGCUGAGGCACUGCUUCCAGACCUGUGGAGCCAGGGCGCUGGUGGUGGGCGCAGAUUUAAUCAGCUCUCUGGACGACGUUCUUCCAACCCUCUCAGACAGCGCUAUUGAUGUGUGGGUGAUGGCUGAAAACUCCUCAAAUCACAAAGUCAACACAUUACUGGACAAAGUAGAAUCAGCCUCAGAGGAGAAGCCACAAAUAGACGUGCCGCCGCCAAAGAUCACGUCCAACUUCCUGUUCAUUUUUACUUCAGGCACCACAGGACUUCCGAAAGCUGCUAGGGUCAGUCACAUCAAAGCAGUGAUGAGCAUGGCUUUCCUCCGCCUGUGUGGAGCCACCGAAAACGAUACCAUCUAUCUGACCCUUCCUCUUUACCAUAUGGCCGCCUCUCUCCUGGGUAUUGGUGGCUGCAUUGAUCUAGGAGCUACAUGUGUGCUGAAGAAGAAGUUUUCUGCUAGCCAGUUCUGGAAGGACUGCAUCCAGUAUAACGUCACAGUGUUCCAGUAUAUUGGAGAGCUCUGUCGAUACUUGGUGAAUCAACCCAAGACGGCAGAGGAGAUGGCCCAUAAUGUGCGUAUUGCUGCAGGGAGUGGUCUCAGAGCAGAUGUGUGGAAGGAGUUUUCGAGACGCUUCGGGAAAAUCCAGAUCCGCGAGGGAUACGGCUUAACCGAGGCCAGCGUUGGCUUUCUGAACUACACCGCUGAAAUCGGACCCAUUGGCCGAGCCAGUUAUUUCAACAAGAGAACUAUACCUUUUGAAUUUUUGAAAUGCCACCUAGAAACAUAUGAGCCUGUCCGGACAGAUACAGGACGCUGUGUAAAAGUGAAAAAGGGUGAAACUGGUUUGCUGGUGGCCCCAAUAACUUUCAUCAACCCUUUUCUUGGUUAUGCGGGUAACGAGGCCAUGUCUGAGAAGAAGCUGCUGAGAGACGUUUUUAAAAAGGGUGAUGUAUACUUCAACACCGGAGACCUGAUGAUGCAGGACCAUCGAGACUUUGUCUACUUUAAAGACAGGAUUGGAGACACAUUCAGGUGGAAAGGAGAGAACGUGGCCACCACAGAGGUGUCGGACGUUUUAGGCUGUUUGCAUUUCCUGCAGGAAGUGAACGUCUAUGGUGUCACUGUUCCAGGAUAUGAAGGAAGAGCUGGAAUGGCUGCUAUAGUCAUAAAAGAAGGCCAUGAUUUUGAUGGAGAAAGCCUGUACAAUCACUUGGUACAGAAUCUUCCUGCAUACUCAUGGCCCUGGUUUUUGAGAGUACAGACGUCCUUGGACAUGACUGAGACCUUCAAGCAGCAGAAGAAGAAGCUAGUAGAGGACGGUUUCUGCCCACAGGCCAUCCAGGACCCACUCUACUUUCUUGAUGGUUCUAAGAAAACCUACGUCCAGCUCUCUCAGAGUUUAUAUGAUGACAUCAUCACAGGCAAAAUUCGACUCUGAACAGAUGAUCAAGAGACAGGUGAAAGAAGAAGCACCUGAGUUUGGAUUUUAUUCACACCAUGACAUGGAAAACCCAGGGUUGUGUUUCCCUCUUUUUUAAUACAGAGACAAUGUUGUUAUUUGUUCUAUUCAGGGCUUAAGUUGUAAAGUUAAAUUAUGUAUGUUUAAAUAAUAUAUUAACUGCAACAAAUUUUUUCUUAUACACAUUUUAUUGAUAUAUAUAUAUAUAUAUAUAUAUAUAUAUAUAUAUAUAUAUAUAUAUAUAUAUAAACAAAAUGGUGCUACUGUCUACUAUCAACAAACACAGAAAACCUGAUGAGAAGGAUUAAACAAACAAAAAUCCUCCCAGUACAACCAAAACAGUACUCAGUAAUAUUUGAUUUAUUAUCCCUUUCAUAAAGUAACCAUAUUUCAACCAUUUUCUCUUAGGAGAAACCAGUUAAAUGCUUUACUGUGCAUUAAGUGCCUUUAUGAAUGUAUACUUCAUGAAAUGUAUAAAUGUCUAAAUUAAGCACAUCUCAGCUUUUUAAUGUAUAAAACAUUAAUGCAUUAAUUAAUGCAUAAAAAUAAAAAAAUAUUUUUUCUCCCUAAAGAGAGAAAUGGUCAAUAUAUAAUUAUUCAUUGGAGGGUCUCAAUUGCAACACAAAAAGGUAAUUUGCAUAUUUCAUCCCACACAGAAGUCAAAUGAAUCUCUCUGACUAACAAGUGUAAAUGCAUGUGGCCUAAAAAUGGAAUCAGGAUACAAUCCAGAUACAAAUCACAGGAAGUGACCUGGUGUAAACGGGGACAAAACUCACAGGUUUCAUUCCCUGUGGAAAUUGUUAUAUAGUAGGUGAUCUCAGCUGUGAGUAACAUUAGCCCUCCUAAUAGUAGGCCUAUUUCAGUGUUAUUUUUAUACAGUACAGACUGUACAUGCGAGAACUAAUCCUCUAUACAUCCUAUUCAUCCUGUCCUUUCCAUCACUGAGUUACUGUGUGUCCUGUGUUAUCCCCUAUAUACAUAAAUCUAACUUUCAGGCUUUUAAUGCACUUUUAAUUUCAUUUUAACCCCAGUAUAGUUGAUUUUAAACUAUCCAUGUCCAAGUAUUUAUUAAAAAGUCUAAAACGUAACUAUUUUAGCUAAAGAUAUACAGUGCUUAUCUUAAAAAAUGUAUCAUGACUAGCCUGAACUUGUUGUCUGGGAAACAGUCACUUUGUAUUGUGAUGCUGCAGUCCUUUUAUACUUGAAAUUUAACAUGCCUCUUUUUUAAAACUGACAGAUUAGUGCAUAAUACUGUACUGUUGCAUAUAUUCAUUGAGAGAUAGCAGAGAGAAAUUCAAUGACAAGUCUUACCAUAAUUACCUAAAAUAUCUUACCAUAUUUAGUUUAAAACCAGGCUUUCUUAUGCUGGCUUGCUUCUUAUUUUAUGUAAUUUUCAAGGUAUUCAUGUAUUAAGAGUACAUGGUUUCCAAAGCUGCGUAAAAAUAUUUUAAUUUCUGUACCUUUUGCUGCUAAAUCUGGAGGUGUGUGUUUGGAUCACCUUUUAAUCCUGUUUUUUUUUUCGUCACUCAUCCUAAACUGCAUUUUUCUACAUUACAAAUGAUUAUAAAAAAUUCAUACUAGAAAUUGUAACCAUCUGUUUAAGAUGAAAAGAUUAAUGACAUGAUUGUUUUAAGAUGCUUACUGGAAAUAAAAUGAAUCAUUACUGCUCUUAAA
Messenger RNA from Astyanax mexicanus (Mexican tetra), 3762 nucleotides. Its product is annotated as long-chain fatty acid transport protein 6. Lineage: Eukaryota; Metazoa; Chordata; Actinopteri; Characiformes; Acestrorhamphidae. Gene Ontology annotation, molecular function: long-chain fatty acid transmembrane transporter activity; long-chain fatty acid-CoA ligase activity. The coding region runs from base 208 to 2067 and encodes 619 amino acids. The record is from RefSeq and is a predicted model, not a curated record. The transcript is spliced from 10 exons.